UCCCGUCAUUACGCGCUUUCUAACUACGUUCCAAAACCGAAUUAAAACUUAAGAGUUCCCUUUCCUUCCCGAUUCUUCUCAUAACCGAUUCCAAUCAGAGCUUGUAGAUCAAACCGGGCAUGACGACGAGUCCCGAUAACCAGAAACCGGUCGAACCUUCCGACAUCGAGGCGCCAGCGGCACCGGCGACUGAAACGUCGACGUUUUCCGCGAUCACUCAGAGAUGGAAAAGAGAGGACAUGAUAAAGAAAGCAUCCCCGAUCAGUAGAGGGAUAGCUCUUAUCUUCUCCCUCCUCGCCUUCUUAAUCAUGGUCUGUAACAAACACGGACCCGGUAGAAACUUCGACGAGUACGAAGAGUACAGAUAUGUAGUGGCGAUCGCGAUCACCGCAACGUUGUACACUGCGUGGCAAACGUUCGUACAUCUCUCCAAAAGAGACUUCUUUGAUCGCCGGACUUCCAUUUUCGUCGAUUUCUCCGGCGACCAGAUAGUAGCGUAUCUUCUGAUAUCAGCUGCUUCCUCUGCGAUUCCGUUGACCAAUAGGUUCAGAGAAGGUCAAGAUAACAUUUUUACCGACUCUGCUGCUUCGGCUAUCACGAUGGCUGUACUCGCCUUUGUUUCUUUAGCUCUCUCUGCUCUCUUCUCCGGUUACAAACUCUCCACUACUCAUUCUUUUGUCUGAAUGAAUCUCCUACUUUAAGCCUCUCCUCUGCUUCUCCGUGUUGAUGUAUGUGAUAUUUGUAAAUGUCAUUCUUUUAUGUGUGUGCAUAUAGCUGCUCUUUCACUCUCUGUAUGUUCUUCAUUGAUACUUUUGGAAGCUGUAUCCGGAGCAAUGUAAAUUAUUGGGUUAUUUGAUA
This is a messenger RNA of Raphanus sativus (radish), 858 nucleotides long. Its product is annotated as CASP-like protein 4B1. The record is from RefSeq and is a predicted model, not a curated record. Lineage: Eukaryota; Viridiplantae; Streptophyta; Magnoliopsida; Brassicales; Brassicaceae. The transcript has 3 exons. Bases 120 to 683 code for a protein of 187 amino acids.